CCAAAAACUGAUUCAAAUCUACAUGUAACAACAUUCAAACCAGAACAUGCAAAUCAUACUCUUAAUCUUGUAAUGGCAAAAUUUGCACUAUCAUAUUGUAGCCUGCCAGAACCAGUUUUAGAUCGAAUUAGUUUUUAUAUUAAUAACUCACCUGGGAUAGAAAGGGAUAUUGUAAAUGCAAUUCAACGUUUUAAACAAGAUAAUGUUUGUAAUGAGAUUAAUAAUCCAGAUAAUGAU
Racocetra persica is the source of this 237-nucleotide messenger RNA. Lineage: Eukaryota; Fungi; Glomeromycota; Glomeromycetes; Diversisporales; Gigasporaceae. The record is from the annotation of a GenBank genome assembly.